Molecule: messenger RNA, 2144 nt
Organism: Carassius gibelio (silver crucian carp)
Lineage: Eukaryota; Metazoa; Chordata; Actinopteri; Cypriniformes; Cyprinidae
Product: microtubule-associated protein RP/EB family member 2-like
Exons: 7
Coding region: 137-1141 (334 amino acids)
Biological process (GO): regulation of microtubule polymerization or depolymerization; protein localization to microtubule plus-end; spindle assembly
Cellular component (GO): microtubule organizing center; spindle midzone; cytoplasmic microtubule
Molecular function (GO): microtubule plus-end binding
Source: RefSeq, a predicted model, not a curated record
UCGCUGUUGAGCGGAAGACACACACACUCACACACACUCUCUCUUACACACGGGAUUUCUACUGAGAACAAGCAGGCAGGCGGCAGGGAAAAGCCCCGACCCUUUCCUCGUCCGUUCGAGUAUUUCACAGAGCCAAAUGCCCGGUCCGACCCAAGCUCUGUCCCCCAAUGGAGAGAACAACAACGACAUCAUUCCGGACAGCGACGGCAGCAACAUCAUUCCCUACAGAAAGAACACAGUGCGCGGGGAGCGCGCCUACAGCUGGGGGAUGGCGGUCAACGUUUACUCUACCUCAAUCACCCAGGAGACUAUGAGCAGGCAUGACAUCACAGCCUGGGUGAACGAUCUGCUCAGUCUAAACUACACUAAAGUGGAGCAGCUGUCAUCAGGAGCAGCGUACUGUCAGUUCAUGGACAUGCUGUUUCCCGGAUGCAUCAGUCUUAAGAAGGUGAAAUUCCAGGCCAAGUUGGAGCAUGAAUACAUCCACAACUUCAAACUUCUGCAGGCCUCCUUCAAGAGGAUGAACGUUGAUAAGAUCAUCCCUGUAGAGAAGCUCGUCAAGGGACGGUUUCAAGACAACCUGGACUUCAUUCAGUGGUUCAAGAAGUUCUUCGACGCCAACUACGACGGGAAGGAGUACGACCCGUUGCAGGCCAGACAGGGUCAGGACGCCAUUCCCCCUCCAGAUCCCGGCGAGCAGAUCUUCAACCUGCCAAAGAAAUCCCACCAUGCCGCCAGCUCUCCCACCGCAGGAGCUACUAGAUCAACCAGUUCAACCCCUAAAUCCUCCACCUCCACCACCUCCACCUCCAGACCCUCCUCUGCCAAAAAGAUCCCUGUUAUGUCCGCGACACCCGCUAAAGGAGAGAAGGAGCUGGAAGCCCAAGUAACACAACUAAACGAUCAGCUCAAUACAUUAAAGCUAGCACUAGAAGGAGUGGAGAAGGAGCGGGAUUUCUACUUCGGGAAGCUGAGAGAGGUGGAGCUGCUGUGUCAGGAGCAGGGCCAGGACAACGGGCCCUUCGUGGAGAGACUCAUGGAGGUGCUGUACUCUGCAGACGACCAGGAGGCAGGCGGAGAGGAACACGAGGCUCCCGCUCAGGAGGAGGACGUCCCUGACGACACGCAGGACGAAUACUGAACACCUGAACAUACACACACUCAGUCAGAAAACUGCUUUUGGGUUCAUUUCCUCAAACUCAUGACGGUUUAUUUCUCACGUGUCUUUUAUUAUUUUCUUGUUUUGAAGCCCUCUUUAAUUGCAUCAUGAUUAUUAUGAACAUGUCAUCCAACAGCAGCUUAAUUGGUGAAUGUUGUUCGUGUGAAGCCGUGAUAACAACCACUGCACAUCAGCUCCAUUCGGUUUUUUCUUUAACUGAAGUCAGUUGAUUUUCAUCUCACUGCACCGAUGAAGGAGAAUUUAGCUUUUUUUUUUAUUCCUUAAGCUGUUAAUGUUUUAAGAUGUGAUGUAUUGAACAGUUACAUUUUUAAAUAUUGCAAUAAGAGUAGCUCAAAGAGCCACUUAUCAUCACCUCAUGAUAGAUUCCUUCAGAAGAUUAACUAUGGAAAAUUCUGCAUUAUAACCUAAUGCAUAUUGGUGAUAUAAACCCAUGUGAUUCACUUAGAAAACAAGCUAAAUUUUUCACCCCGUUAGAUUAAAUGUACUCAUAAAAUUUGUUUUCUUUGGUUAAAUGUGUCUCUGCUUCACAGAGGAGGAAGCCAAUCACAGUGUUUGAUAAGAAGCAUUUCAUUUGAACUGUGCAAUCCGUAUUCUGCGUCUAAACAUGUUUUACUUUAUAUGUACAGUAAAAAAAAAAAGAAAUCGAUGCAUCUUUAAGAUUUUUGUUAACUUGUUCUAAAUCACAGGUCUUCUGAACGGAAAACAGCAUUCUCGUGAUCUCAUGAUACUCGUCAAUAUUCUCACAGGUCAACGAUGCUUAUGUCAUUUAUUAUUGUGUACAAUGAAAAGGAAUGUAAACAUAUGUACUGUUAAUAAUUAUAAAUAGACAAUGAUUUUCUUUUUAUUUCCCUUACAGUAUCUCCCCUUAUGCAUUCCCCAAAUGUGUUGCAUGUUUGCAUUUUUUUUGUGAAUAACUUGACCUGCUUUUUACAUAUUUAAUAAAAAAGCAAAAAAAAAAAAAAAA